UGUACGCAGUGGGGCGCCCCUUGCCGCCACCUGCUCUUCCCUUUCAACUCCUCCACAUUUUCUUCCUGUCGUGUGAGCCCCCGCACUGUCUGUGCCUGUCAGCACUUCACUUACUUUCCCCUCUCCGGCUGUUUUCGUCCCCAGUCAAGUGUUUUCUUUCCCAUCCCAGUCCCCCCAGUGAGCGCUUCACAAAGUCGCACUACAGGAUAAUUGCAAUGUAAGACAAAUCGCCCCCUCCGUCCGCCCCCAUCCCGAGUGCCAAGUCUCUUUCUAUGACACUUCACCCCCCCCAAUUUCUCUCUGUUUUCUCGAGCUCCAUCUUCUUCUUAUUUCAUUAUUUUAUUUGCUGUGCGCAGUGGCUGUUCCUUCUCCUGUUGUGUUUCACACCUCCCCGCUUCUUCUGUCAUUGAUAUUAUCGCCCCCCUCCUUUUUUUUCUGCUACUAUUUCAGCGACCACCCCCAGAACCCCCAGUCCCCCCCCCCCCGCCUCGUCUCCACGUCGCUCACAGCUCUCUUUCUGUCUCCUUCGCUCCGCAGACUCGGCACAGCUAAGCGACAGCAGCGGCAGCUGGCCGAAGACGAUCGAGCGCUCCGGCGACGGUGGCGGUGGCGGUGGCGGCGGGCGGAGAUGCGGCGGCGCCCCGACAGCCACCUGACCCGAGUGCGCCCCCUCCGGAGGCAGUCCUUAAUGAAGAGGAGCCUCAGUUCGACCGAAGCACCUGCUGGAGCCGUCAUGUCCGACUUCCAGAUCUCGGUCCAGGAGCUCAACGAGCUGCUCUCCAACGGCAGCGGCUUUUACAGCCUGCCGAGCCAGCACUGCAACGAGGUGUACCCGCGGAUCUACGUGGGCAACGCGUUUGUUGCCCAGAACGUGAUGAGGCUCCAGCGUCUCGGCGUCACUCACAUCCUGAAUGCGGCGGAAGGCAACUCCUUCAUGCACGUCAACACCAAUGCCGACUUCUACGCGGGCACGGGCAUCUGCUACCACGGCAUCAAGGCCAACGACACGGAGCACUUCGAUCUCAGCGCCUUCUUUGAGGAGGCCGCAGACUUCAUUGACAAGGCCCUGGCCCACAAGGAAGGCCGGGUGUACGUCCACUGCCGAGAAGGGUACAGCCGAUCUCCGACACUCGUCAUCGCCUACCUCAUGCUGCGCCACAAGAUGGACGUGAAGACGGCCCUCGCCACGGUCCGCCACAAGCGGGAGAUUGGACCGAAUGAUGGCUUCCUGAGGCAGCUGUGCCAGCUUAACGAGAGACUGGCAAAGGAGGGUAAAAUCAAGACAAAAUAGUGCGGUGGAGAUGGAGACGGACGGAAUGGCAGGCAGGUGGGCGGAUGGGCAGGCGUGGCAGCCGCAUUUCGUUAUACCUCAGAAGCGGAGUCUGCGUGUGUGUGGCGUGCGUGUGGGGGGGCAUUGGUGUCUUCUGGGUGAAAUGCUUGGCCGGUGUCUGCGCUCCGUUGGUGAAGCAGGGCGCCUAGUCUUCCACAAGGCCUCAUAGGGGCUAACAUUGUAGACCCAAUAAAGGUGGCAUCCUGACCAUCUGGAGCUGCUGUGGGGACGUAAUGCUGUGCAGGCCUUGAUUGGCCACACUGGCGCAGCAGGGAGGUGGGCAUCAGGCUGCAUCAGUGUCUCUUAAUAGACAGGGUGGGCACUCAGAUGACUGACCCUAUUCUGCCAGUCUCAUUUUUGGGAUUAGCAGAAGCAGGUGUUGCCCUGGGAUGACCGCCACACAGCGACCCGCUCGUCACACAGGAGUUGCUGAUGAAUUUGUCACCACGCCGCAGACUCAGAAGAAAUCUCUCUCUUAUUUAUAGUGCCUUUACACACAAAGUCACCGAAAGCGGGCAUUUUGGCCUGCAGGGUGUGCCUCUCUGCCCCUAACACUAUUUGGGCACCUUUGUAGGCUGCCAGAGAGGUGCAGGAUAACUCUCAAUGUGCCCCCUUGUGGCUGCUUUGGGAAUUGCGGCUUGCCUAAAUGCAGUGCCAGUUUGAAAACCAGAGGAAGCGCCCUCUGUUCUGAAGGUGGCAGGACCUCCGUCUUCCAUAAAUCAAGUGGACCAAGCUUGAUGGGUCUGUGGUGUUGGUCCAGAGAGAGACUGGCAGACACGCUGGACAGCUUAGGUGAAUCAUUGAUCGGUGUUGUUUUUAUAUAGUGCCUUUGGUGGGUAGUGCCCAGGAGGCUGUGGCGCUGUACUUACCCAAUCACAACGUUGCAGACGCAUAGUAGUAGACGUUCUGAUGGCAUCAAGGGCUCUGAUGCCAUUUGGGGUCUCAAUGUGUCCGUUUUUAUUGAUUUUUCUGGACUGUGUAGUGUAGUGCAGUGUGCCACGCAGCUCUGCAUGCCAAACCUGCCCCCUUGUGGAUGAUUAGAUUUAGUCAUGUAAGUCUUUUUGUAUUUUAAAUUAGGAAUUCUCUUUAUUUGAAAGGUGCCUUGUAAUGGGGGCCUCAGUGAAAGGCACUAUAUAAGUUUAAGGUGAGGGGCACAGCAGGUUUGCUGCUGGCUCUGGGCCAGCCUACACAUGCGCCCUUAGCUUGGUACGCCAUGGCUGCCAGUCUGCCCCAUCUGCCACACUUGCCCACGGGUCUGCACCUUCUGUCAAUGUCUUCCUGCCAGGAGCGAUCGGCCUCUUCUGCGCGCCCACGCCGGCCCGUGCCGCCCUGCCCGCUCCUCUACCCCGUUAUCUGUUCACAUUCCUGGAUGCUGCCCAGUCACCAUUGGAGAUGCCUGACCUGAAACCCACAGGAGUUAAAGUGUCGGCCCCCUCUAGCCGAGCCAGCCUUGGGCAGCCCUGCUCCUGAAUACAUUCCCGGGAAGAAGAAGCCCAGAGCCCAGACUGCACUGCCCGCUCUUGGUGAAGUGACCAAUCCCCUGGCACCGUCCAGGAGGAGAAGAACUCGAGUGCUCCUCCGGAGUGCCCCAGUGACCCCCCCCCCCCCAUAUCACCUGGAAGACCCUCUCAAAGGUUACCAUUGGCUGAGACCCCUCCCCCCACCAUCCCCAUGCAGCUGUCACUACUUGAGCCAGCAUCCCUCUGCUGGAAUGAUGUGGCCUGCUGAGGUGACAACGUCACACUGAAUGAUGUCUGCUAGUGCCCCCUAGUGGUCUGGCAGUCUGACUGCAUUUAGAAGGUUUGAGUGGGGUGACCUGAGGCCUGCUGGGUAGUCGGCCCUCUUAGCGUUUGUCUCCUGGGGGAUGAGCGGCGAUUGAUGUGACAGUAUUUUAAAAAUAUAGAAAUAUAUCUCAA
Erpetoichthys calabaricus (reedfish) is the source of this 3246-nucleotide messenger RNA. RefSeq names its product dual specificity phosphatase 3a (gene dusp3a). Gene Ontology annotation, cellular component: cytoplasm. The transcript has 3 exons. Gene Ontology annotation, biological process: protein dephosphorylation; negative regulation of MAPK cascade. NCBI's taxonomy places the organism in Eukaryota, Metazoa, Chordata, Cladistia, Polypteriformes, Polypteridae. The record is from RefSeq and is a predicted model, not a curated record. Bases 629 to 1291 code for a protein of 220 amino acids. Gene Ontology annotation, molecular function: protein tyrosine/serine/threonine phosphatase activity; MAP kinase phosphatase activity.